AUGACCAGUGAUAAUGAUCAUGAGGCCACCACCGAGGCCAAGGUGCUCAAACCUUCCUUGGACGAGCGGAUCAAUGGGGUGAUCGACCUGCGUAUUGGCAAGGACGACCCGUUUGUGUUUGGGCAACGGUACCUCACCGAUGAGGAAAAAGUCUUCGAGCACAACGCUUGGGACCACGUUGAAUGGGGCGAAGAGCAGAUCGCUGAGUGUCAACAGCUUAUCGAAAAGCAAUACGACCACCCAGUGUCUGAUUUCGACAAGAAACGGUUUAACCUGACCCCAGCUAAGUUCUGGGAUAUCUUCUACAAAAACAACCAGGAAAACUUUUUCAAGGACCGGAAAUGGCUCAAGAUUGAAUUCCCUGAGUUGUUUGAAAUCACCAGCGAGGGUAGAACCGAAAAGGUGACCAUUUUGGAAGUUGGGUGCGGCGCUGGCAACACUUUUUAUCCGAUUCUUGCUGAGAACGCCAACCCUAACCUCAAAAUCUAUGCUUGUGAUUACUCUAAAGUGGCGGUGGAUGUGGUUAAAAAGCAACCACAGUUUGAGCCUCUUAACGAGAAGGGGAUCGCUUACUCUUCGGUGUGGGAUUUGGCUAACCCUGAAGGCAACAUCCCUGAAGAUAUGGAAGAAAACCAGGCCGACUAUGUCAUUAUGAUCUUUGUGUUCUCUGCGUUGCACCCUGACCAAUGGCAUCAGGCGAUGCUUAAUCUCAAUAAGGUGUUGAAGCCUGGCGGCAAGAUUUUGUUCCGGGACUAUGGUCGUUACGAUUUGGCCCAGGUCCGCUUCAAGAAGGGUCGGUUGUUGGAAGACAACUUCUACAUCCGGGGUGACGGUACUCGUGUCUACUUUUUCACUGAGGAAGAGCUCAGGGAGAUCUUCUGUAAGGAUGGUGGAUUUGAAGAGAAUAAGAUUGCCACUGAUAGACGUUUACUUGUCAACCGCAAGAAACAGUUGAAGAUGUACCGUAACUGGCUCCAAGGGGUGUUCACUAAGCCUGUAUAA
This is a messenger RNA of Diutina rugosa, 1002 nucleotides long. RefSeq names its product Abp140p (gene ABP140). The record is from RefSeq and is a predicted model, not a curated record. Bases 1 to 1002 code for a protein of 333 amino acids. NCBI's taxonomy places the organism in Eukaryota, Fungi, Ascomycota, Pichiomycetes, Serinales, Debaryomycetaceae. The transcript has a single exon. Gene Ontology annotation, molecular function: tRNA (cytidine-N3)-methyltransferase activity.